CAGCGAGGAAGUAGUAGUUGAACGGAUCCGGAAAAGAUGUGCAAGAGAGCAUUUUAAGAAUAUUAUGUAUAUUAUUAUUAUUAUAUAUUGUAUGUAUUUGCGCCCUUUUAAAGUGGUCAAUUAUUAUCAUAGUUUUUUUUUUAAUUUUUUUAUAUACAAGCGUGACCGUAAUCAAGGCCUUCGCUGUUAGAAAGCCAUUGCCAUAUAUUGGCGCCCCGUAGCUAAAACUUCUUAUAGCAACAGAUCAGCGAGCAGCUGUUUGUACGCCGCAAUGGACUCCUGGGUUCGGUUCAACUCGCAAAGCCAAGGCAAGGAAAGGAUUAUACGGGCUGCUCAAUAUGCCUGCACACUACUGGGCUACACACUGCACAAAGGUGGAGCAGGAGCAGAACUUCGCAGAACUGUUAGUCAACUGGAAGCACACAUGAGCCUGACGAGAAAGUUGCUGCGUCUGGGGAACUCGGUUGAGGCCGUGGAGGCAGCAAAGAGGGCUAUCCAUCUCUCUGACAGCAUACUGAGGCUCUGUCUCACCGUCAGCCACCUCAACAGAGCAAUGUACUUCGCCUGCGACAACGUCCUCUGGGCGGGGAAGACGGGGCUCAUAUCCAAACUGGACCAGCACAAAUGGAGCCAGAGAUCUUUUAAGUACUACCUAUUUGCUCUGAUCCUCAACCUGACUCGAGAUGUGUAUGAGCUGCACCUCCUCGUGGAGCGAGAAGCACGUCACAGAGCGGCCAAAUCUCCCCCCUCACAUGACCCCGGUCCCGCCCUGAUGGCUCCUGACCUGUCGUCCCCUUCGUCGCCAGCCGCCGCCGCUUCGGCCGCCCUGCCUUACCUGUCUACGUGGCUACACGGGCAGCUCCACCUUUUAGCGGCGGUGCUGUACAACAACCCGCCGCUCCUGUUGGAUCUGGUGAAGAACUCGUGCGACAUCUUCAUCCCGCUGGAUCGCCUGGCCAUUUACCCCACUGGGACGGGGUUUGUCGGUGCCUGUGGGCUGGCCUCCUCUUUGCUGUCCAUCCUCACCAUUGUCCACCCUUGGCUUAAACUCAAGCCAUGAAGCCACGGACACUGAGGAAGUAUGACUGAGAGGGUUGUCUGGUUUUGUUAAGACUUGGAUGAUCAGCUCAGGCUCAGUGGCAGGUUGUGCAUUUGGCACCUGGGCCUUUAGUACAGACUGACCCGACUUAAUCCAUCACAAUUUUAGAAACCAUCAAAAAUGACUACAACAGCACGCAACUGUGCCCAGUACCUUAUCCGGAGCAGUUGCUUAUUAAAUGUAUUAAUGUGUGCAGUUCCUUACAGAUGCGUUCUGCUUGUUGGCUCUGACCCACCAAUGAGAAGACAGAAAAAUGUUGACAUCAUUAAGGGCAGCACCCUGGCCCUGCGACGACUAAAUUGAAAUCUGAAUCGUGAGACAAACAGUCUCAUUCCCAGUAGAGUUUGUUACAUUGACCAUAAUGAUUCUAAAGACCAAGGGCGAAUUAGAUUUACAUGGCAACACACAGAUGCUGAAAUUUGAUUGGACAAAACAUAUCUAGCAUGUACUGGAGGUAGCGUAGUCAAGAGAAACAUGACAAACCCUUCAGGCAUUUUAACUGAUGUUCGGUUAACAAUUUAAUGUUGUCUUCAUCAACAUUUUUCACAUUUGAUUUAGUGGCUCCCACAUUGAUCUGUUUGUGUGCAUCCUCGUUUGCCAUAAAUUGUGGUUUUGUAAUAAUUGGGUGGGUUUUUUUUGGGCUUAUUGUGAUAGUGCUCCUACAAUUUGCUGUGUGUGAAAAUGGAACAAACGCUAUUUCAAUUGUGCUUAUGGGCAUUUGAAAUCAGUGCUCAUUUGACAGACUUACUGUAUUUAGAAAAGCGAACGCCUAAAAUUGGAAUCAAAUUAUUUCUGCCUGUAUACUACAUUUACCAUGUUGAGUGGACCAUUUUGGGGAUUAGGAUUUUGCUUACAUUAUGACAAGACUCAAAGACAAUAAAAACAAGUUUAGUUCAGAAUAACAGCUUCAAAUAAAAAAACAACUUGUAGCCAA
Messenger RNA from Phyllopteryx taeniolatus (common seadragon), 2033 nucleotides. It is a transcript of the gene pex11b, whose product is annotated as peroxisomal biogenesis factor 11 beta. Gene Ontology annotation, cellular component: peroxisomal membrane. Gene Ontology annotation, biological process: peroxisome fission; regulation of peroxisome size. The record is from RefSeq and is a predicted model, not a curated record. The transcript has 4 exons. Bases 272 to 1060 code for a protein of 262 amino acids. NCBI's taxonomy places the organism in Eukaryota, Metazoa, Chordata, Actinopteri, Syngnathiformes, Syngnathidae.